This is a messenger RNA of Asparagus officinalis (garden asparagus), 440 nucleotides long. RefSeq names its product protein WEAK CHLOROPLAST MOVEMENT UNDER BLUE LIGHT 1-like. NCBI's taxonomy places the organism in Eukaryota, Viridiplantae, Streptophyta, Magnoliopsida, Asparagales, Asparagaceae. The coding region runs from base 14 to 421 and encodes 135 amino acids. The record is from RefSeq and is a predicted model, not a curated record. The transcript has 2 exons.
AGCACGAGCAAAAAUGGUGGAGCUUCCAAAGCUACUUCAAGAAGCUGCACAAGAAGCUGACAUAGCUAAAACCGAUGCUCAAUCAGCACGUGACGAUCUAAGAAAAGCCAAGGAAGAGUUGGAGCAAAUCAAAAUAACAACAAGCACAACAGAAAUAAGAUUGAAUGCAGCUCUCAAAGAGACUGAGGCAGCGAAAGCAUCGGAGAGGCUGGCUCUUCAAACGAUAAAAGCUUUGCAUGAGAGCGAGGGGGAGGAGUUGAGUGAUGGAGUAACACUUCCAUUGGAGGAGUAUUACAGUCUUAGCAAGAGAGCUCAUGAGGCCGAGGAGCUCGCAAAUGAGAGGGUUACUGAUGCAAUUUCACAAAUUAAUGUGGCAAAGGAGUCGGAGUUGAAAACUGUACAAAAGCUAGAGGAGGCUUAAUGGAGAUGAAUCAGGAGAA